Messenger RNA from Tetranychus urticae (two-spotted spider mite), 1763 nucleotides. RefSeq names its product Smu1 spliceosomal factor (gene Smu1). Gene Ontology annotation, biological process: mRNA splicing, via spliceosome. NCBI's taxonomy places the organism in Eukaryota, Metazoa, Arthropoda, Arachnida, Trombidiformes, Tetranychidae. The record is from RefSeq and is a predicted model, not a curated record. Gene Ontology annotation, molecular function: protein binding.
UGUUACAAAUGUUUUCUGUUUUGAAAACAUGUUUGGUUUAUGAAUGUAUUGAGUUGAAUUUAAUUUAUUUACAAUCUUUAUCUUUGGUACAUUUAAUUAUAGUUUAAUAAUUUACCUACACUAAUAGUCUUUCGUGUCAACUAAAUCUUGCUUCUUCUCCAAGCCAUUAUACUAUUUUGAGAGCUGACUGUUGGUAAUCAAAUUUGUCAGAUAUGACUGUUGAAAUUGAAUCAGCUGAUGUUAUUCGACUUAUUGAACAAUAUUUGAAGGAAAACAAUCUUCAUCGAACAUUGGCUGCCUUGCAAGAGGAAACCUCCAUUACUCUGAAUACCGUCGAUUCAACUGAAAGUUUUGUGAAUGAAAUACAAUCUGGUCACUGGGAUGUUGUUCUUAAAGUUGUACAAAGUCUGAAGUUACCAGAUAAAAAACUGAUUGAUCUAUUUGAACAGAUUGUAAUCGAGCUUAUCGAGGCAAGAGAACUAGGUGCAGCUCGAAGCUUACUGCGUCAAACAGAUACAAUGGUUAAGUUGAAGCAAGAGAAUCCUGAAAGGUAUAUUCACCUAGAAAACUUGUUAACUCGAAAUUAUUUCGAUCCAAGAGAAGCAUAUCCUGAUGGUAGCUCGAAAGAAAAAAGAAGAAAUCACAUUGCUCAGUCAUUAUCAAAAGAAGUUUCUGUUGUCGCACCUUCUAGACUUCUGGCUUUACUUGGUCAAGCACUUAAAUGGCAACAGCAUCAAGGUUUGCUACCACCAGGAACUUCGAUAGAUUUAUUCCGAGGAAAAGCACAGAUUAAAGAAGAAGAAGAAGAAGCACCUCCAAACAUGCUAUCCAAAACUAUAAAGUUCGGAAGUAAAUCACAUGUUGAAACUGCUCAAUUUUCUCCUGAUGGUCAGUUCCUUGUAACCGGGUCUGUUGAUGGUUUCAUCGAGGUCUGGAACUUCACUACUGGUAAAAUACGUAAAGAUCUAAAAUAUCAAGCUCAAGAGAAUUUUAUGAUGAUGCAAAGUGCAGUUUUGUGUUUAGCAUUUAGUCGAGACUCUGAAAUGCUCUGUUCCGGCAGUCAGGAUGGUAAAAUAAAAGUUUGGAAGAUACUAAGUGGCCAGUGUUUACGACGUUUUGAAAAAGCACACAUCAAAAGUGUUACUUGCAUUGCUUUUUCUAAAGAUUCUUCGCAAAUUCUAUCUGGAAGUUUUGACUGUAGUAUUCGGAUUCAUGGUAUUAAAUCAGGCAAAUUAUUAAAAGAGUUUCGUGGACACUCAUCUUAUGUAAAUGAGGUAAUCUACUCACAUGACGGUCAUCAUUUGGUUUCAGCUUCAUCUGAUGGUACGGUUAAAAUCUGGAGUCUCAAGACAACUGAGUGUAUCUCAACAUUCAAGGCUGCGACACUUUCGGGCUCUUUAAAUCUUGAUGUAACUGUUAAUAGUGUUGCUAUUAUUCCUCAAAACCCUGACAAUUAUUUGGUUUGCAAUCGCAGCAACACUCUUGCUAUUAUGAAUAAUCAAGGACAGAUUGUCAAAACUUUUAGUAAUAAUAAAACCGAAGGAGGUGAUUUUGUGGCAGCAAUUCUUUCACCUAAAGGAGAAUGGAUUUAUGCUGUUGGAGAUGAUUUCGUUCUAUAUUGUUUUUCAAUGACAUCAGGAAAACUCGAAAAGACAUUGGAGGUGCAUGAUAAAGAUAUUAUCGGUCUAUCCCACCAUCCUCAUCGAAAUUUAAUUGCCACGUUCAGUGAAGAUGGAUUACUAAAACUUUGGAGAUCUUAGUUU